AUGGCAGACGGACCAAGCGUUGCGAAAAAGGCGAAAGUUUUACCUGAAUGCCCUUACGGUGUAAAUUGUUAUAGGAAAAAUCCUCAACAUUUGAAGGAUUUCUCUCAUAAUAGCCCCAGUGUAGCUAGCACAAGUAGAGAUUCAAAUGGGGUUUCUGCCAGUUCAUCUACUUCUGCAACAUUACCACCCUGUAAAUAUGGUGCCAAGUGCUAUCGGAAGAAUUUGAUGCAUUUUGCUGAGUUUUCCCACCCUACAAAAACUAGCAAUAAGGAUGACAGUGGUAGUGACACAGACAUAGUUGAUUCAGAUGAGGAGGAUAAGACAAAACAGAAGAAAGAUGGAAAUGAUAUUUUAAGUCGGGGAAUGUCGUUAGUUAAAAGUUACUCCCAGAUGUCAGAAGAAGAAAGAAAAGAGUUGAUAAAGAAGGCUUUUGAAGCUAAACAAAAGCUACAAGAGGAAUUAGAAGUGACUAAGAAACAAGUUGCUGAAAAAGCCAAAGAAGUAGACAAACUUCAGGCUCAGGUGACUACAUGUUUACUAUUGGUGGAGGGAGAAAAAGAGGCCAUGGAAGGAAAAACUCUUAAACUAUUUACUCUUGCAGCUGAAAGAGAUCAUAAAGAAGGUUCAGCUGAUCAGAUACAUUUCCGUCUAGCAGAAUCUCAGUUUUAUAGAUUACUAUCAGGAAUGGAUGCCAAAUACAGUAUUGAUAAGGUAGAAUAUGUUGUUAAUCCUGUAUUGGUGAAAAGAUUUCAAGAGUCAAGAAAUGAUUUGAAGAAAGCAAGGGGAGAAAGUCUUAGUUAUCCAGUCUUAGCAUUUCAUGGCACAAAGAAAGAAAAUAUUAUUAAAAUUUGUACUGAUGGCUUUAAGGCACCAGGUGAAUCGGGAUUUCAUAUGCGUACAGAUACUGGAUGGUAUGGUGCUGGCGUAUAUUUUAGUGAAUAUCCACACUAUUCUAUGAGUUAUAUACAAGGUGCCACUAAACUGUUGUUAUGUCAAGUUUUACCAGGGAAGGCAUAUAAAUGUACCAAAUUGAUUCAUGGUUCAACGUUAAUGAGUGGACAUGAUUCUCAUACAUCACCUGAUAAUAAAGAAUUAGUUAUAUUUAAUAGUCACCAUAUAUUACCGUGUUAUAUUGUACAUUAUAAAGCUGGUGGUGGCGAGUUCAAAUACAAACCUAAAGUUCUCAAAACUGAGUUUAAAGAUGGAGAUCUUGCUGAUAAAUAUAAAAAAUGUGAAAAGGCUAAACCAUCAAUGAUUUUAAAGGGUACCAUGUUUCAGUUCUCUGGAAAAUUUACUGCCACUCAAGCGAACCUGAUAGCUUUGACAAUGAAACAUGGAGCUGGUAAACCUACUUUUCACCUUUUCACACAUCUUGUAGCAACACCAGAUGAAGUAUCAAAUAAUACUAAUGCUAAAGUGUAUAAAGCUACCGAGAGAGGGGCAAGUUUUCUUAUUCUUAAACAUAGGUUUCCUUAA
This is a messenger RNA of Lottia gigantea (owl limpet), 1476 nucleotides long. RefSeq lists its product as hypothetical. The transcript has 10 exons. Bases 1 to 1476 code for a protein of 491 amino acids. Gene Ontology annotation, molecular function: DNA-(apurinic or apyrimidinic site) endonuclease activity; 3'-5' exonuclease activity; NAD+ poly-ADP-ribosyltransferase activity. Gene Ontology annotation, biological process: double-strand break repair. The record is from RefSeq and is a predicted model, not a curated record. Lineage: Eukaryota; Metazoa; Mollusca; Gastropoda; Lottiidae.